Molecule: messenger RNA, 2463 nt
Organism: Anneissia japonica
Lineage: Eukaryota; Metazoa; Echinodermata; Crinoidea; Comatulida; Comatulidae
Product: actin-related protein 3-B
Exons: 11
Coding region: 116-1372 (418 amino acids)
Biological process (GO): Arp2/3 complex-mediated actin nucleation
Cellular component (GO): actin cortical patch; Arp2/3 protein complex
Molecular function (GO): actin filament binding
Source: RefSeq, a predicted model, not a curated record
ACUUCCUGUUCCUGUUUCUAAACUUGCAUUCGUGAGUGUGUGAAGGGUGCGGCUAAAAGUUCGGUUCUUGAGGUUUUAUAGACUUUUAGACCAAAAGAAAAAGUCAUACCUCAAGAUGGCAUCACGGCUACCUGCAUGCGUAAUUGAUAAUGGCACAGGUUACACCAAAAUAGGUUUUGCCGGGAACACAGAGCCACAAUACAUAAUACCAUCAACUAUUGCUAUCAAAGAAGGUCGUAAGAUUGGGGAACAAAGCCAAAGACGGCUAACAAAAGGAGUUGAAGAUCUUGAUUUUUAUAUUGGUGAUGAGGCCAGUGAUAAACCAAGCUAUGAAUGCAAGUAUCCUAUUAGGCAUGGCAUUGUUGAAGACUGGGAUUUAAUGGAAAGAUUUUGGGAACAGACAAUCUUCAAGUACUUGAGAGCAGAGCCAGAGGACCACUUUUUCCUACUGACUGAACCUCCGCUAAAUACUCCAGAGAACCGCGAGUAUACAGCUGAAAUCAUGUUUGAAACAUUCAAUGUUCCUGGUCUAUAUAUUGCAGUACAGGCUGUUCUUGCUCUAGCAGCAUCAUGGACCUCACGACAAGUUGGAGAAAGAACGUUAACUGGUAUUGUGAUUGAUAGUGGGGACGGUGUUACACACGUUAUCCCUGUUGCUGAAGGUUAUGUCAUAGGUAGCUGUAUCAAACACAUCCCUAUUGCUGGUCGUGACAUCACAUAUUUUAUUCAACAACUUCUACGAGAACGUGAAACCGGCAUUCCACCUGAGCAGUCACUCGAAACAGCCAAAGCAAUCAAGGAACGUUAUAGCUACAUUUGCCCAGAUAUAGCAAAGGAAUUUGGCAAGUAUGAUGCAGAUCCAGGCAAAUGGUUGAAGAAGUAUGAUGGAGUAAACUCAAUCACAAAGCAGCCAUUUGCUGUUGAUGUUGGCUAUGAACGUUUCCUGGGUCCAGAAAUUUUCUUCCAUCCAGAGUUUUCAAAUCCAGAUUUCACAACGCCCAUAUCCGAGAUUGUUGACACAUGCAUCCAAAAUUGUCCAAUUGAUGUCAGAAGACCCCUGUACAAGAACAUUGUGCUGUCUGGGGGAUCCACAAUGUUCAGGGACUUUGGCAGAAGACUGCAACGUGAUGUGAAGAGAGUUGUAGACGCACGACUCAAAUUUAGCGAAUCUCUCAGUGGUGGAAGAAUAAAGCCAAAACCAAUAGAUGUGUCAGUCAUCUCUCACCAUAUGCAACGUUACGCUGUAUGGUUUGGUGGCAGUAUGCUAGCAUCUACACCCGAAUUUUUUCAAGUUUGCCACACAAAGGCUGAUUAUGAAGAGUACGGCGCCAGCAUCUGUCGUCACAAUCCGGUCUUUGGCACAAUGUCAUAAUUGCUAUAAUCAUGCAAAUUGACAACAGUUUUUUAUCAGCUCAAAUUUAAAUGAAUAUUUUUUUUUUUUAUUCUUGGAAGUUUUUUUUUUUUGUUUCCAUCAUAUAUUUUGGGGGAGGGUCAGGAGGUCAUUGCAUUUUUUUUUGAAAGACCAAAUUAAAUAGCAGGGGUCCUGAGUCUCCCACAACGCGCGGGAGUCUCCUGUAAAUUGGGACGGCUUCCCGCACUCAUGUAAGCUAGCAAGAAUCUCCUGGAAAAUAACCCAUCUCCCUCAAAUUCUUAUUAUUUGCAUGUUUUCUCUGGUUUAUUAUCAAUUGUUUUAUUAUCAAUUGUCAGUGCCGAUGGAUGUCAGCAAAAUAAAAUUAUAUGUGUUAUAAGAAAGCUCAUUAACCAGACCUCCUGAAAAUGAUUUCUUCCAACUUUUGACCCCUGAAAUAGACUCCUUACCAUUUCCAUACUGUGGUGGACAGUACUUGUAGCUUAUAUGGAAAAAUUAAAAUACCAUUAAAAAAAAAAAUAAAAAGGCAGUGGGUCUGGUAUAGUACCACUUAUAAUGUAAAUACUGUACUAAAGCUGUGAUUUUCCUAACAGCAAAUACUUAAUAGAUAUUUGUAGAAGAAAAAUUUAAUAAUGACAUAAUGGUAAUUGUAGAACUUAUUACUAUGAUGUCAGCAUUUAUGCUUUUAAUAUGAAAGUAAUUAUGAGAUAUAUAACAAUAACAUUGACUGCUGAUCAGUUGCUUUCAGGAUGUUAAGGUAGCACUUUCAUACUUCGAUUUUCUAGGGUAAUAAACUUAAAGCAGGAAUUGAUAAUCAAGGACUUAAUACAGUAUAAAUCCUUGUACAGUAAUUUAAUCAGUAAUAAAAACCACAAGUGUGCAUAUUUUGGCAUACUAGAAAGCGUAAUAAUUUGAGAGGUGCCUUCAAACUAGGUAGGGCUAUAUUUUUUGUUUCUGGCAUAGUUUCUGCAGCCUUUAAUUAUAUUAGCAAACACUUAAUUACUGAUUAUACUGAAGACAACAAAUAAUAUAUUAAUGAAGAAUUCAUUAAUUAAUCACGCAACAAAGAAUAAUAAAGAAAAUUUAUUAACUUA